Molecule: messenger RNA, 902 nt
Organism: Manduca sexta (tobacco hornworm)
Lineage: Eukaryota; Metazoa; Arthropoda; Insecta; Lepidoptera; Sphingidae
Product: protein lethal(2)essential for life
Exons: 3
Coding region: 147-728 (193 amino acids)
Biological process (GO): response to heat; protein refolding
Molecular function (GO): protein folding chaperone; structural constituent of eye lens
Source: RefSeq, a predicted model, not a curated record
AGUAGUCGAACGACUGACACGAGCAAACAACAGCAGCGCGCGCCUGCAACGAACAAAAUCCAAUACAAGGUGCGUAGUGCUGGACAUCGUACAUCAACUUUUAAUAGUGCAUAGUGGUCUAUAGCGAAGCUUGCUGCUCGGAAAACAUGUCGAUAGUACCAAUGAUGUUCCGUGACUGGUGGGACGAGUGGGAGCGCCCCUCGCGCCUCCUGGACCAGCACUUCGGCAUGGGGCUGAAGAGAGACGAACUGCUGUCCUCCCUAUCCUCCUUCCCUUCCACUUCACUCUUCAGGAAUUCAUACUUCAGGCCGUGGAGGACCACCCUCGCGCGCCAAGAGUCCGCUUCCACCAUCAACCUGACUAAGGAGAAAUUUGAAGUCAUCCUAGACGUACAGCAAUUUGCUCCAGAGGAGAUCACAGUGAAGGCGUCAAACAACAGCGUCCUCGUCGAAGGCAAGCACGAGGAGAAACCAGACGAGCACGGCUUCAUCUCGCGCCAGUUCACGCGCAGAUACAUCCUGCCUUCAGGCUACGAGAUUGCGGACCUCGUCAGCACUCUCUCCUCAGACGGAGUCCUCACAAUCACAGCUCCGAAACGUGCCCCGCCCAAUGCUGGAGAAAGGAUCGUUCCCAUCACGAAGACAGGACCUGCGAAGCAAGCUGAGCCUGCCAAGCCCAGCUCGGAGCAGCCCCGCGAACAGACGGUGCCUAUCGUCACUUCCCCCUAAACUAUCCUGAGGUCACAGCCUCGUGCAAUGCACAACGAUCGAAACAUAAAUAGCAUUUAUUUAAGCCCGUCGUUGGCCAACGACGAGCAACGAUUCGAAAUGAACGAAUUAGGUUUUAUAAAGAGGAAUGCAAAACAUCAUUAUUUAUAAAUUAAUAAAUGAUAUACUAAUUCA